Molecule: messenger RNA, 1066 nt
Organism: Drosophila guanche
Lineage: Eukaryota; Metazoa; Arthropoda; Insecta; Diptera; Drosophilidae
Exons: 1
Coding region: 719-1030 (103 amino acids)
Source: RefSeq, a predicted model, not a curated record
CGUCAGUCAUCAAAACCAAACUCUCGAGUGCAGACGAUAAGCGCUUGCGAGAAUUCAUUUUGUGUCCGUGUACGCCAAACAAUAACAACCCACUCCAAUCCACUCCCCCCCAAAAAGAUAUGUGUAUUUUCAACAAUAGCCACAGUCAUAAAACAGUAUAAAACAAAAACAAUCGACACAGUGCGUGCGUGUGUAUGUGUUUGAGUGUUUGUCUUGCUGUUGUCCAGCAAUCAAUCGCCGAAGUCGAAAAGUCAAAGAGUCCAAAGAGUCGCCACAGAAAAACAAAACAAAACACAGCACAGCCCAGCACAGCAACACAACAAAUCAGUGCAGCAGCCCGCGAGAAGUGCAUCCAUAUUGCUCUCUGGCGAGUGUGGUCUCUGUGUGUGGGUGUCUCUGCAUCUAAAUCUCUGCCGCCCUGUCGGUGUGUUUGAGUGUGUGUGUGUGUCUGUGUGUCGGAGAAAAACUCGAGAAAAAGUGAAACGACCGGCAACCAGCGAAAGCAGCGCGAAAGCAAAGAGCAGUAAUAAGAAUCCAGCAAACAAAAGAAAAAUCUACGAUAACGUGUGUGAGAACUACGGGAAAAAGCUUAAAUUUUAUGUGAGCCCCAACCAGCACCAAUCAUUCCCCUCACCUGAUCGACCGAUUGACUGAUUGAGACUCCCCCCCACACCGUGUUAGCCCCCAAACUGACGUUCAAAGCGGCCAAAAUUGGAUUAUGCUCAGGCACAAACGCAACUGCCACGCCAUUCAGACGCCCAGCGACGACGAGCAUGUGAAACUAAAGACGAGUGGUGCCCCGAUUGAUGCACUGCAUCCACUCCCAACCCAAUCGCAGUCACUGUCAUCCUCCUCGUUGCUGCUGCUGCCGCUACUCCUGCUCAUCCUGCAGCGCCUGCAGAACAAUCAGCGCCUGAAUCAACGCGUCACCUUCUCCCUGGAGCUGUACCACAAGAACGUGAUCAAGAAAUUGCCUGCCCUCAAGCAGCUCGAGGUAUACAAGCUGACUAAAAACAUCUCACAGACUUAAGUUCCCCCAAGCCCCAUCCAAAAUUCAAAGCAAAAA